Molecule: messenger RNA, 1527 nt
Organism: Olea europaea var. sylvestris
Lineage: Eukaryota; Viridiplantae; Streptophyta; Magnoliopsida; Lamiales; Oleaceae
Product: B3 domain-containing protein At2g36080-like
Exons: 2
Coding region: 293-1072 (259 amino acids)
Molecular function (GO): DNA binding; DNA-binding transcription factor activity
Source: RefSeq, a predicted model, not a curated record
UACAGUGGAUUGCAUUCAAUAUAAUGAUUGAUUUUUCCUCUCACGCAAAACCUUGAAGUACCCCCUCGUACUUGCACCCCACCUAUGCCACCCUCCUCUAUCUCUGCGUAUACAUACACUUAACUGUUUCUAUAUGUCCAUAUUUCCACCUGCUGCCAGUACAUUUCCACGCCAACAAUAAUCACAAAUCCCUGCCCAUUCUCCAACUUCAUUCAGAAAUUUCAGAUUCAUCACCACACCCACAAACACACAGUGUUCCUCUCUCUAAGACACUCUCUCUUCUCUCUCUAAAAUGUCAAUAAACCAAUACUCUUCAGAAGGAUACUGGUGGACACAACCAACCACCACUACCACUGCCUCCACCGACAUGUUUAUCAGCCAGAACACAGCUUUCGGGUUCAAAUUAAACAAGGAUGAAGAAGAAUUUGAAGGUGAGAGAGAGAACUAUUCAAAAGAAGAAGAAAUUCCCAAAGAAACAUUAUUUGAGAAGCCAUUGACUCCUAGUGAUGUGGGCAAGCUAAACCGUCUUGUUAUACCAAAACAACACGCUGAAAAAUACUUUCCGCUCAACGGCGGUGACUCGGGAGAUAAGGGUUUCCUAUUGGGAUUUGAGGAUGAACUUGGAAAAUCAUGGAGGUUCCGCUACUCUUACUGGAACAGCAGUCAAAGCUAUGUAUUAACAAAAGGCUGGAGCCGUUUUGUUAAGGAAAAAAAGCUUGAUGCUGGCGAUGUUAUUCUUUUCCAGCGCCACCGUUUGGAUUGUACCCGGCUUUUCAUAGGUUGGAGGCGGAAAAACGUUUCUCCACUACCGGCUACGGUUGCCCAUGGUGGUGUCGGUGGAGGAGGUGGUGGUGGUGGGUGGACCCAUUUCUAUUCUGGCCAUCCUUAUCUGACCCAGCAGCAAGGGAUUACUCUCCCGUACCAACCUGACUGUCUUCAUGCAGGAUCAGCAAUGCAGAAUCAUACAACAAGCAGUGGGAACUCCAAGAAACUGAGGUUAUUUGGGGUGAACAUGGAAUGCAAAGAAGAAGAACUCGAACCCGAGCCUGAGCCUGAGUUUGUUGACACCUGAUGCUUGACCACUUGACCCAUGUCGAGCCAGGCUCAAGUCCACUACCCUUAACCUCGUAACUAUAGUUACAUGGUAAAACUCGUAACUACAGAUACAUGGUAAAUCUCUCGACAUGGGUCAAGUCCACUACCCUCAACCUCGUAACUACAGUUACAUGGUAAAUCAAAUAUUUCAUUAGUUUCGGAUUUGGACUAAGAAAGCGGACAAAGAUGUGACCGGUCCAAUUUCCUAGUUUGAUUUUCAUGUUUCCUCUACUGAAACAGAUACAAAAAGUUACACUAAUUAAGUCUUCUUAUUGUUAAUUUAAUUAUAUUAAUAGUCUCUUUCAGAUAAGACUAAAAGCCAUCUGCCUAACAUUUGCUAGUAGUUUUUCUAAGUAGUCAAGUUAAACAAGCAAUGUUCCUUUUUUGGUAUUCAGGUACAAAGUUUUAAUAGGAUUUUGCGUUCAGGUCUUA